Tinamus guttatus (white-throated tinamou) is the source of this 523-nucleotide messenger RNA. Lineage: Eukaryota; Metazoa; Chordata; Aves; Tinamiformes; Tinamidae. The record is from RefSeq and is a predicted model, not a curated record.
AUGCUGCUGGGAGGAAUCCUCUACUCGUGGCAGUUCCCUCACUUCAACGCGCUGAGCUGGGGGCUGCGGGAGGACUACUCGCGCGGCGGCUACUGCAUGAUGUCCGUGACGCACCCGGCGCUGUGCCGCCGCGUGGCCCUGCGCCACUGCCUCGCCUUGCUCGGACUCUCCGCGGCGGCUCCGGUGCUCCACGUCACCACGUGGACUUUCCCCGUCGUUUCACUCCCCAUCAACCUGUACAUCUCCUACCUCGGCUUCCGCUUCUACAGGGACGCGGACCGCAGCAGCUCAAGGAGGCUUUUCUUCUGCAGUCUGUGGCAUUUGCCCUUGUUGCUGCUCGUCAUGUUCACGUGCAAGAAACCUCUCCUGGAGAAGGAAGAGAAAGGCGAUCUCCUCGGUGGAAAUCAUGGCAGGGCUGUGGAAGUUAGAUUGCCUUAAAUGUCAACUACUUGUCAUCAGCGUGACACAUCAGGUAGCAGUGUAUUCUAGUGAUUACGGGAGGGGGAGCCUGUGGUGAUCUGUU